This is a messenger RNA of Spodoptera exigua (beet armyworm), 2178 nucleotides long. Lineage: Eukaryota; Metazoa; Arthropoda; Insecta; Lepidoptera; Noctuidae. The record is from the annotation of a GenBank genome assembly.
ACCGCAUCCGUUUCCUUUCUACUUGUGAGCUGUCAGUAACCGGACCGGGUUCAUCGAAUCAGAAUUGACGCCAUAUUUGAUAAAGUACGCGAUUGAAACGUUGAAGCGUUACCUAAGAAUUCACGAAACUAACGCGAAGUUUCUCUCAAUUUGUGCAUAAAAUAAAUCAAAAUGUCAGGUGGAAGCAGCAGCAACAGAAAUGAGUGCAGAAUAUAUGUCGGCAAUCUCCCUCCCGACAUAAGGACAAAGGACAUCCAAGAUCUAUUUUACAAAUUCGGCAAAGUAACAUUCGUGGAUUUGAAAAACAGAAAAGGACCACCAUUCGCUUUUGUAGAAUUUGAAGAUCCAAGAGACGCAGAUGACGCGGUCCGUGCUCGCGACGGCUAUGAUUACGAUGGAUAUCGCCUACGCGUGGAAUUCCCGCGUGGUGGAGGCGGCGGUGGUGGCCGCGGUGGACGUGGAGGCCCAGAGCGCUUUGGAGCACGCACUGCUACAAGAGGACCGCCAGCACGUCGCUCUGAACAUCGUGUACUGGUCACUGGAUUGCCUCCAUCAGGAUCCUGGCAGGAUCUUAAGGACCACAUGAGAGAGGCUGGCGAUGUCUGUUUUGCUGACACCUUUAAAGAUGGAACUGGUGUUGUAGAAUUCUUGCGUCAUGAAGACAUGAAAUAUGCUGUUAAGAAACUAGAUGAUUCUAGAUUCAGGAGUCAUGAGGGUGAGGUAUCGUAUAUCCGCGUCAAGGAAGACUACGGCGGUGGCGGCGGCGGUGGUGCUGACCGAUACAGCGGGGAUCGAGACAGGUCCCGGUCGUACUCCCCGCGGCGGCGCGGCUCCCCGACGUACUCGCCGGUGCGCCGCAGCUACUCGCGCUCCCGCAGUCGUUCGCGCUCACACAACUACUGAGACAGCGGACGGAGCGACGGCGCCGGCGCGGCAGCGGACAGCCUCACGUAGAUAUAAGACAUAGAUGUACAUUACACUGCGGGACGACAUCGCUGCCACGUAUACUGAGCUAGCUUGUGUGAAAUGGGGUAGAUAGGAGCGAUGCUGGAACCGUUUUUGACUUUGAAUCACACGGUGUGGUCCUAUAUGAUCUCUAAAUUAUUUAGUAAAGCUAAAUUUAUCAACUGACAGCAACCUAAUUCAGUGUUACAAAUGGCCUAGUGCGUUUCUAUCUACGUCGUUUUACUGUGACUGUGUAACCUGUGGGGUACACAGAUGUCGCCGAAGUAGUGUAAAUUUGAAUUAAUAUUGGGAUUAAAGGUGCGCAAGCCGUGUCGUCCGGCGCAAGUCCGCGCCGCCGCGUGCGCCCCCACUCGCUCGUACUGUCGGGGGUGACGGGGCUCAGGCCGCGACGCGGACGACUCGAUUACAUUUACAAGAUGACUGUUUAUAAUUAAAAGCAUUUUCUUUUGUUUCAUCCUCUAAUGGAAAUCAUUGGAUGUGCUUGGCUGGAGGUGUGAGUCAGGAUGCCGUAGAGGCCUCGCGUGUAGGAUCGGAUCGGAUCGGACCGCACCGGCGGAUCUCUGGCGGACAUUUGAAUAUUUGUCGCGUGGAUGUAUUGUCCCUUUCGGAUGUUGGAUUUGGUAUUGGAUCGUACGAUCGGAGCGGCCCGGCGCGGCCGGCACCUCGCACCUUCCGCGCUGGACAGGAUCAGGACCUUUGGGUAUGACAUUCAAAUUAAUUGCAAAAUAACUUAUGUUGAGUGCACGCUCGGUACAGAGUAUUAAUGUUUGUUUGGAUAUCCUUAACUCACACUUUAUUUGCUUCUCGAUGUCUGCCGUUUAUUUCCUAGACGUAGGACUUCGGUUCAAUGACGAUUAUGAGAGAUAUUUUCUAUUAGCUUUGCUCAUUAGUGUGUUAGAACCUAACAACUCAGUGUCAUAUAUAAAUAAUUAGCAUGCUUUACGAGCUUUUCAUACAAACCUACCUGCGUGACAGCGAUACAAGAUGUGUGUUUGAAUGGAUGACCGAAAUGGAUAUAGUUUUAAAAUUGACAUGUAAUUGAUACGGAUUGUAAUUGUGAGAUGUGAUGUUAGGAACACAAAGUUAAAUCACAAAUGUAUUGUAAAGUGUGCGUCGCGGACGCUCGAUAUAUCAUAGAUAUAAUGUGUGGACAUACAUAUUGUAAUAUAGGAACUGGAUCAGCAUUCCAAAGACCAACGCACUUUGAUGGAC